GUGACCCCACAGCCAGAGUCCUGUUGCUGUUGAAAAAGAGGUCUGGGUCUCACUCGAACCCACAUUUUUUUUCCUGCAGGAUAAUUACUACACUUUGACGACACUUUUCCAAGACAGCCGAGUUGAUCUAGUGCAUAACCCAGGCAGCCCCUGCUGUUUAGAGCCUGUGCGGAACAUGGAUCCAUUGACAUAACUUCUGAAGACGUACAGCUCUGGUUUCAGUCACAGUUCAGACGGCGCUCCACCUCCUGCCAUCUUCAACAACAACAACAGAUCCUCUUUUAACCUACAGGGACUCCACAACUGAGCAGAGGGAACCAAAACAACGGCCCAACACAGAAGCACAAGCCAGGAACCUUUCAUGUGGACAACAUGGAGUUUCAGCGAUUUGGGUUUGAGGAGGAUGAUGAUGAAGACGACGCAGCCACUCAGUACAUGAUUGAACAGAGUCUGCUGGAGAGCAACAAACAGAAGGAAACUCACAGAGACUCCACAACACGAGACGGCAGGAGCUCUGGGCUCAACAAAGCAGACAACAACACAAUCUUUACUGCUAUAAGACAAGGUAAUGAGAAGCUUUUGAAGGAUCUGUGUGUCAAACACAGAGAGAAGUUUUUACAGCCGGACAGCAGAGGUUGGAUUCCUCUCCAUGAAGCAGCAGUUCAGAUCAAUCACACCAUCCUGGAUCUCACAUUCAAAGCUUCAGGCCCAGACUCUGUGGAGCGUCGAACUCUCCGCGGUCAGACUCCUCUCUUCCUGGCAGUAGAACAAGGUCUGAUAGAUAACGUCACUUUCCUCCUCAAGCAUGGAUCCCACCCAGACAGCGAGGACCAGGACCAGGACUCACCACUGCUUGUAGCGAUCCGUUCAGGCCACACUGAGCUGGUGAAGCUGCUGCUCCUGCGGGGCUCCAGGGUGAACCAGGAGGGCUGCCACGGACGCCGACCCCUCCAUGAGGCCGCACGGUUGGGUGAAGCAGCACUGGUGAACCUGCUGCUGGAUGCUGGAGCUCGGGCAGACCCUCGCAGCCACUACGGUCUCACGCCGCUGGCACUGGCGGCUCAGGGUGGAUACCUGGAGGUGGUGCAGACUCUACUGAAGAGGGGCGCAGACGUCCUGUCCCAGGCGCAGGAUGAGGCGUCCAUCCUGUACGAGGCGUCUUCAGCUGGAGAUCCAGCUGUCAUCAGUCUGCUGCUGGAGUACGGCGCCGACGCCAACGUUGCCAAACGUACAGGACACAUGCCAAUCCACCGUGUCGCCCACAGAGGACACCUGCAAGCUUUACAGCUGCUGAUUCCAGUAACUUCAGUGCAAGAUGUAAACGACAGUGGGAUGAGUCCUCUACACUCUGCUGCUGCAGGAGGACACACACACUGCAUCAAGGCCUUGCUGGAUGCAGGUUAUGACCCCAACUACAUGCUCCACCCCUGGGUUCGCCGAAGCUACGACGACGAGAGGAGGUCGGCUCUCUUCUUUGCUGUCUCCAAUAACGACAUGGCAUCGGCCAAGCUGCUGCUGGAGUCCGGAGCCAUGGCCAACCAAGACCCAGUCAAAUGUCUGCAGGUUGCACUGCGUUUGGGCAACUAUGAGUUGAUCAACCUGUUGCUGAGGUUUGGAGCCAAUGUCAACUAUUACUGCAGAGUAAACACGACACACUUCCCCUCAGCUCUGCAGUACGCGCUGAAAGACGAGGUGGUCCUCAGGAUGCUGUGUAACUAUGGUUACGACGUGGCGCGCUGCUUCGACUGUCCCUACGGCAACCGCGUCCACAUCCCCGAAGACUACGAGGGAUGGAGCAACAGUGUGAUCAAAGACACGAUGUUCUGCGAGGUGAUCACCGUCUCCUGGCUGAAGCACCUGUCCGGUCACGUGGUUCGCGUCCUGCUGGACUACGUGGAUCACGUGACCUUGUGCUCCAAGCUGAAGGCGGCCGUGAUGGAGCAGCAGCAGUGGACCGAGAUCUGCAGGCUGCAAGAAAACGCCCGCUGUCUUCAGCAUCUCUGCCGGCUGCGGAUCCGUCGCUGUCUCGGGCGCCUUCGUCUCCGGUCGCCCACCUUCAUGAGUUUCCUGCCGAUGCCGGGGCGACUGAAGGACUACAUCCUGUACCGGGAGUACGACCUGUACGGCCGGCGGAGCUGCACGCCGGGAUGACGGAGGAGAAAAUCCACAGAAAGCAGUUUAACACGAACAUUUGAAAACUUGUAUAAAAAUAUAUCUGCAGAUUCUCAAAAACACUUUUUGUUGUUGUACUUUUCUGUCAAAAAUGCUGAAAAAGAGCAGUUAUUCUG
This is a messenger RNA of Toxotes jaculatrix (banded archerfish), 2288 nucleotides long. RefSeq names its product dynein heavy chain 12, axonemal-like. Gene Ontology annotation, biological process: intracellular signal transduction. NCBI's taxonomy places the organism in Eukaryota, Metazoa, Chordata, Actinopteri, Toxotidae. The record is from RefSeq and is a predicted model, not a curated record. Gene Ontology annotation, cellular component: cytoplasm. Gene Ontology annotation, molecular function: protein binding. Bases 373 to 2151 code for a protein of 592 amino acids. The transcript has 13 exons.